AAAGAGCAAAUGGCUUUGUGCCUGAAGUGUCAUGCAAACAAUAUAAUGAAGCUUAAAAUGAGGGAAGCUGUCACGAUGAGGCAGAAGAACCAGCACAUGAAGCUCAAUCUAAUAAAACGUUACAGAAGCAAAUGUUAGACUUUAAGUGCUGCUCUGCACAUGAAUGGCCUCUAGUAAAUAUUUGCACUCUGGUGGUAAUUUGUUUUGUUUUGCCCAUGGUCCAUCAAUUCUCUGUGCAUCACCUGCAUCACCUCUGUGCUGUAACCGCCACCCAGCUUCUGUUUUUAAAGGUGUUCUGUUUUUAAGGCUGCAGUAUUCUGGAGCAGCAAGGCUGUCCUGUGGAAUCCACUGGGCAAAUUAGAGAGAAUCAGUGAACUUUGUGGGGCUGCAUGCUCGUCCAGAUAAAAGGGCCUCCUUGAAGCGAUACAUGAUGAAAGGCAAGCAGACUUCUGCUGGCCCUAACAACCUUGCAUUAGAGCACUUCGGCUACAUUGCACUGUUCCGAUCUGCGGGUCACUGUAGCUUUCCCACUUUCUUAGAGUGUGACUUGUUUAUGGCGUUUCAUCGCUGCCAUAUAUUGAACGAGCAUAAAGACAACUGAGCGGGUGUAUUCAGGAACUGAGUGAGGAACCGCAGGCGCAAUCCUAACUGAGCAGUGAUCCUGAGCGCUCACUUCACUCCCGCGCUCGCUGGGUUAAGGGGGCGUUUUUGUCACUUGGGGGCGGUAACCUUUCUGGUUGAUCUGAUUGGCUGAAAUUUGCAUGUCAAAUCCAGCGAGGCAGCAGGGACAGGAAUUUCUUUUAGAGGCUUUAAUAGAAAAGAAACGUUGGCUGUAACGUGGAUUGAAACGUUAGUGAAUGCAGUGAUUUUCACAUGAGAAAAACUUACUGCACAAAAAACCCAAGACUCACAAGCUCACUUCACUUCUCCAUAUAAAUUCAACCACUUAAAUACUUGAAAUUUCCAUUUUGGUUUCUCUGCUUUCAUCGGCGCAGAUGUCUGAAGAACAGAUGCAAAAAUAAAUGAAACACUGUAAAUUCUGGUUAAUUUGGCUUUGGAAAAAUUCAGGCUCGGACCAAAUUUUCAAGUAGCUCAACUUAAAAAACAGAGAUUUAAUGUCACUUGAACUGUUCUUCAAUUUUAUUUUUUCAAUUGUACAUGAAAAUAUUUUUUGACCCCUGAACCUGCAGAGUAAAUAUACCCUUGCUUGUUAGUAACAUAAACUGCUAUAGGAGAUUCAUCAUAUGCGGUUUUCAAACACGGGUCAGCACUUCAUAAAAUGAACGACCUUGGGAGAAUUUCAGGCAGGCAGCUCAGCAGUGCAUUUACCUGUUUACACCUCCCCAUGGACGGUUCAGCCCAAUUGACUCGCCUGUUCUGUGACCUACUUACAGAACCAGGUGUGUGUUCUACGCCCUCUGUCAUCCAUUUCCGCGAGCACUGUGUUUGUCGCCGGUUCUCCGGGCUCGCUGUUCUCCUUCUUGCUUUUCGACAUGAUGUCUUCUCCCUGUCUUUUUCGGACAGCGAUCAUCUCCCCUCUUCCGAUGUGGAGGCGUUUGUCACCCCCACGUCUGCCCCUCCUGCUAACCCCUCUUCCGGUGGCUCAGCACCGCAGCUCCUGCUUCUCUGCCAAGCGUCUGAAGGACUGGCCUGCCCAUUGCAUCUUGGAGGCUCUAUACGUCCGGGGAGUCCUUGUGCCUUAUGGCAGGGGUAAAAGGGGUUUUUAUGACGAGUGGUUUGCUGAUGUCUGGCUGCCAGAAAUUUCGGAUGCUGAACACAAAUCCACAGCUUUAAUGUUUCUCUAAUUAGUCCACAAACUGGAUUAUGGUGUUCUGCGAUAACGCAACCACGAUGGUGAUUAUUAAUAAAGGACAUUCAAGAAGUGUCAUGAUCAGUAGUUUAAUGCUUCGGUUGACAUGGUUUAGGGGUUUGAAUAUCUUUAUAAUACAAGCAACUUUUAUCCCUGGCCAUAGAAAUAACAUUGCUGACGCUCUCUCUAGCUUCAAAUUCUAAGAAUUCAACAUUUUGUGUCCGCAAGCCAAUCCUCACAUUCUGCCCUGCUUUCAAGCAGAAGACACUCGACUGAGAGCAUCUCCAUUCAGAGACUUGUUGUUGUCUGCAUCUAUAUACAUGAGGUUUGGCCUGGCACUCCUCGUGAAUCGGUGCCGCUUCGACAGCUGCACUCCACAUGCCUAUUUCUACACUCAAAGCAAUGGAGCGAGGGUCCUCCUCCGCAUUCAAAGAUACAUCAGACUAAAAUCGAUCGACUGACAUAUAAGCAGCACAAAGGAAAAUAAGUUCUAGCAUUUUUGAUGUCUGAAUAUUUAUUUUAUGCCAGUUGGAAGCCUCGAAUAUAUGGGUGUUACUUAUGCUUUGUGUCGUCUUCCAGGUCUUGUUCCAUGGCAGUUCCAUUAUAUAUUAUUUUCCUAGUGGCAUCGUACUCGGAUGGGAGCGGCCCUAUGUUCAAAGAUGUCGGGCUCACAUAACAGUUCUGCUAGAUAGUGUGUUCCCUUUGAGGCACUGUACUCGGAUGUGAACAGCCCUUCGAUCAAAGGUGGGCACAGUUUAUCUGAUUUUUUUUUUUCUUUUUAACCAGUGGCCCCCAGGGGGCUCCGUAGAUUCAGUCUGUGUGAAUUUCUCAAAAAAGAUGGUUAAUUUUCCAGGUUUAACCAUGGGACAAACCAGAGGUGCAGCAUAGAGUAUCUGAGCCUCAACUCUAAAUGUUAAAACCCUCACCAAAUUUCUGUCCUAAAUUCAUAGUUUUACCUUAAAUUAUGUGGAGUUGUUCACCUCUGAUCUGAAGACUCCAGGUUCAGUUGUGUUGAACUGCCCUUGAGCAAGACACCACACACCACAGUGCCCCUGUAGGCGUGGCUAGCACCCUGCACAGCAGCUCUGCCUCCAUUAGUGUGUAGGUGUCACUGUAGAGCAUGUUGAAAGGGGUAACAAAGUACAGCAGGAAAUAUGUGGAACAAGGGAGGUUCCUUCCAAAUCUUUAUAUAACAUCAAUUUUUACAUAGCAAAAUGUUGCAAAGUCACCUUCUUGCAAAGCUGCUGCCUUCCAAUGCAGCCAGCAGGUGGCGCUGUGAUCCAAACAUCAGCUGAAGAAGGUGAUUGGAUUUGAAUCUGUGUGACUGCUGCCUGUAAAAAGCCUCACAAAGAAGAUUUAACUUCACUCAGCGUUUAUUAAAUCUACAGCCGGUAAAAAACACCGCCCUCCAUUCUCCCUGCAUCCACUAAUCCUGAUUACAACUGAAAGGGGGGCGUCUGCUCCCCCCACGUUCAACAGACUGAACAGACCACAGAGGACUGCAGCUGGAGUUUACAGGGCAGAGGGGAGACAAAAAAACCAUACAGAGAAGAUCAGUGAGGAGGAAACAUCAGGGAGGAACAAGAAGAGACAGACAAGAAGUUGGUGAAGAGAAAACACAAACAUAGGUAGUCCAUUGAGACAGUGGACAUGAGAGGAUGAAGCAAAAGGACAACUGAUCUUCAUCAUGGACAACAGAGGAAGGAGAGGAACAAACGGAUCCAUCAAAGACUCUUCCAUUACACGUCGGACAUCUUCUGGAUCACAGAAGGUCCACAGAGUGUGGGUGGAAAGGACCUUCUUGAAGAGAGAAUGUAUCCAGAUUGUUCCCAGCAAGGACAGCAGCAGGUGUAGUUGUGGUCAGCUGGUGGUGCAGCACUCUGCCAUUGCCAAGGAGGAUGCCACCCCGCAGGUUCAGCUGGAGUCCCAACCUGGAGAGAGAUGGAGUGCCCUCAAACACACAAAGACCUCUCCCACUGAUGCUUUUGGGGUUUUGGAGUUCCAGGGAGGUGGACAUGUCAACAAAGCUAUGUACAUCCGGGUCUCCUUUGACACCAAGCCAGACUCCCUGCUCCACCUAAUGGUGAAGGAAUGGCAGUUAGAGCUGCCGACGCUGCUUAUUUCUGUCCAUGGAGGCCUGCAGAACUUUGACCUGCCUCCCAAACUGAAGCAGGUUUUUGGAAAAGGACUAAUUAAAGCUGCUGUUACAACUGGAGCAUGGAUCUUCACUGGAGGGGUCACCACAGGGGUCAUCCGCCAUGUUGGAGAUGCUCUGAAGGACCACUCAUCAAAGUCCAGAGGAAAAGUCUACGCCAUUGGCAUUGCACCAUGGGGCAUUGUUGAGAACAAGGAAGAUUUGAUUGGGAAAGAUGUGACACGGCCCUAUCAGACGAUGUCCAACCCCCUUAGCAAGCUCUCAGUCCUGAACAGCAGCCAUUCUCACUUCAUCCUGUCUGACAAUGGGACCACCGGCAAGUACGGUGCUGAGGUUCGCCUCCGCCGACAGCUUGAGAAGCACAUAGCCCUCCAAAAGAUCAACACACGUUUAGGUCAAGGAGUCCCUGUGGUGUGUCUGAUCCUUGAAGGGGGUCCAAACAUCAUUUCUGUCGUCCUGGAAAGUCUGAGGGAGGAGCCUCCAGUCCCUGUAGUGGUCUGUGAUGGCAGUGGGCGAGCUUCUGACAUCAUUUCCUUUGCUCAUAGAUACAGCGAGGAAGAUGGGCUGGUGAGUGAGAGUGUCAAGGACCAGCUGCUGGUGACCAUCCAGAAAACCUUCAACUACAGCCGCAGCCAGGCUCAGCAGAUCUUCCUCAUGGUGAUGGAAUGCAUGAAGAAGAGGGCUUUGAUCACAGUGUUCAGAAUGGGUUCGGAGGGGCAGCAGGACAUUGAAAUGUCUAUACUCACUGCUCUGCUUAAGGGAACAAAUGCUUCUGCCUCGGAUCAGCUGAGCCUGGCUCUCGCCUGGAACAGAGUGGACAUCGCUCACAGUCAAAUCUUUGUGUAUGGACUCCACUGGCCCCCUGCAAGCUCCUUAACUACCGACCGGCCAAAAAGCCCAGCGACCCGUCGCCCCUCAGGUGCAGGAGGUAAAGGCAAAGCCCGAGGGAAGAAGGGAAAAGGUGGGAAAGCCAAAACUGAGCCUCCUGAAGAGACAGAUCCUCGUAAACUAGAGCUGAUGAGCUGGGUACACUCCUUGGAGCAGGCCAUGAUGGAUGCUCUGGUCCUGGAUAGGGUGGACUUUGUGAGGCUACUCAUCGAAAAUGGUGUCAACAUCCAUCACUUCCUCACCAUCCCCCGCCUGGAAGAGCUCUACAACACAAAAUUAGGACCAACCAACACGCUGCAUUUCUUGGUUCGGGACGUCAAGAAGGGGAAUCUACCACCAGAUUACCAGAUAACGCUGAUCGAUAUUGGAUUGGUGUUGGAGUUUUUAAUGGGUGGGGCCUACCGCUGCAAUUACACGAGGAAGAGCUUCCGGACGCUGUACAAUAACUUGUAUGGCCUUAAAAGGCCCAAAGCUUUAAAGCUGCUCGGCAUGGAGGACGAUGAAACCCCAGUUAAGGGAAAAUGGAAGAAAAACAAGAAAAAGGAAGAGGAACUUGACAUUGAUGUGGACGACCCAGAGGUCUGCAGGUUCCAGUAUCCGUUCCAUGAGCUGAUGGUGUGGGCUGUGCUAAUGAAGCGUCAAAAGAUGGCCCUGUUCCUGUGGCAACGGGGGGAGGAAGCCAUGGCUAAAGCUCUGGUGGCUUGCAAACUCUACAAGGCCAUGGCCCAUGAGUCGUCCCAGAGCGAGCUGGUGGAUGACAUCUACCAGGACCUGGAGAACAACUCCAAGGAGUUUGGUCUGCUGGCCUACGAGCUGUUGGACCAGUCAUACAAGCAUGAUGAGCAGGUGGCCAUGAAGCUCCUGACGUAUGAGCUGAAAAACUGGAGUAACUCCACCUGCCUGAAGCUGGCUGUGGCUGCCAAACACAGAGACUUUAUCGCCCACACCUGCAGUCAGAUGCUGCUCACUGACAUGUGGAUGGGCUGCCUGCGGAUGGGAAAAAGCAACAGCCUCAAGGUCAUUAUAGGGAUCAUUUUCCCUCCUGCCAUCCCACUUCUAGAGUUCCGUCUCGGGGAUGAAGCUUCCCAUCAUUCAUCCAAAGACAGUUCUGAUGGAAAUAAUAAAGACGACAACAAAGCUAGCAAGGACGCUAUGUCAAAUGCUGACACUGUGUCAAAGAAAGGAGAUGAGGAAAACCACAAGCACCAGAGGGUUCCUAUUGGCAGAAAGAUCUACGAGUUCUACAAUGCUCCCUUCACCAAAUUCUGGUUCAACACGAUCUCCUACCUGGUGUACCUCAUGCUGUAUAAUUACAUCAUCCUGGUGAAGAUGGAGCGCUUGCCCUGUCUGCAGGAGUGGAUUGUUAUCUCUUACAUCAUCACGCUGGGUCUGGAGAAAGUUAGACAGAUCCUGAUGUCUGAGCCGGGGAAGCUGAGGCAGAAGUUUAUUGUUUGGUUAGAGGAUUACUGGAACAUUACAGACCUGGUGGCCAUCUCGGCCUUCCUACUGGGCCUCCUGCUUCGGGUGCAGAGAGAGCCCUACAUGGGCUAUGGACGUGUCAUCUACUGCGUUGACAUCAUCUUCUGGUACAUUAGAGUCCUUGACAUCUUUGGAGUCAAUAAAUACCUGGGGCCCUACGUCAUGAUGAUUGGAAAGAUGAUGAUAGACAUGUUGUACUUCGUGGUUAUCAUGCUGGUGGUGUUAAUGAGCUUUGGUGUAGCUCGCCAGGCCAUCCUCCAUCCGGACGAGGAGCCCACGUGGAGACUGGCUCGCAACAUCUUCUAUAUGCCGUACUGGAUGAUCUACGGAGAGGUGUUUGCAGACUCCAUAGAUCUUUAUGCCAUGGAAAUCAACCCUCCAUGUGGAGAGAACAUGUAUGAUGAAGACGGGAAGAAGCUUCCUCCUUGUAUUCCAGGAGCCUGGCUCACCCCUGCCAUCAUGGCCUGUUACCUUCUGGUAGCCAACAUCCUGCUGGUCAACCUGCUCAUCGCCGUUUUCAACAACACCUUUUUUGAAGUGAAGUCCAUCUCCAACCAGGUGUGGAAGUUCCAGCGUUAUCAGCUGAUCAUGACCUUCCAUGACCGCCCCAUCCUGCCGCCGCCCCUCAUCAUACUCCCUCACAUCUACAUCGUUCUGAAGCGACUCUGCUGUCGCUGCAGACAAAGACCGGAGGGGGAGCAUGAUGAGCGCGAGAGGAGACUACAGCUGGUGCUGAACGCAGAGGAGUUGAAGAGUCUGCAUGAGUUUGAGGAGCAGUGUGUGGAAGAAUACUUCAGAGGAAAAGAGGAUGAAAAUCAAUCAUCCACAAAAGAGAGGAUACGCGUCACAUCUGACAGGGUGGAGAACAUGGCCAUGCGUCUAGAGGAGGUCAAUGAGAGAGAGCACUCCAUGAAGGCCUCCCUACAGACGGUGGACAUCCGUCUGGCCCAGCUGGAGGAGUUCUCCAACCGGAUGAUGAACGCUUUGGAGAAGCUGGCAGGAGUGGACCGAGCCGAACUGGUUUGCUCCAGAGGAUCAUCCGUGUACCAACCAUCAUCACUGCUGCGGCACAGCAGCAUUAGCAGCGCUGAUGGUUACAGCAUUUACCGAUACCCACUGGAUGAUAAGACAUCUUUGGUUGGGGACGUGGACGACAAGGCCGUCCGUCUGAGCCCAGAGAGACAGUCAGCAAACCUCGAGGGAGGAGGCCUGGCAGGUGAUCUGAAGGAGUCUAGUGCUGCUCUGGAUGCUGGAGCACUGAGGGACAGGACUCAGUCUCUACUGGUAUCUCCAGACAUCCGGAUCUCACUCUGCGACCCAGACCGCAGACCCCCCCACAGUUCUCCCGGCACCCCCCAGGCCACUGAUGAUGACCAGUCGACAAAGAAGAGCCCACUUGAGGCAACUGUGUCUUAUCCACUGGAGAAGACAAGGGUCACACAAUAUUUAUCCUCUCUCCCCAUGAAUACCAGAAAUUCUGUUAGCAGCAUCAUCUUCACUCCCCCCCAGCAGGACCAGGAGAGCCCCACCAAUCUUUUCACAGCCCCAGUGACUGUAGGAAGGAAUAAAAGUGCUGAGCAGGAAUCCAACUUGCCAACUGUAAAGCACCAGAAUGAGGCUUUGGAUGGUAAUUAUGGGAAGAAGGAGGAGCAGGAGCUUCUGGGAGAGGGCAGGAUGUACCCAACAAUGCGCUCCAUGAGCCUCAACCAAAGACAUCCGAGAAAGGAAGAUGAUAACAAACCUCGCUCAGCUGGGAGUGUCAAAAACCUGGCUUCAGCGUUCAAGUAGCAGCACAGCCUACAGACUGGAUUCAAGUGCAAGUAGCUUCAUUGCUGAUCCCGAAAGACAGAGGGGAGCAAUCAGUUUAUCAUAGAUCUUUCCAAUGCAUCGCAACUAAUGCAAACUAUACUUGUUCAUGUAUUUGUGUACAUGUUCACGCAACUAACUGAAGCAGACAGAUGAGAGGAAUCUCUUAUUUUAACCCAACCAUUAGAGGAUGUGGUUCUGGUAAAUGAAGCUCAUCAAUCAUGAUGCAGGUGUUGACCUCCAGUCCUUGGCAGUCAGCACGCCUGAUCCAGGUGGGAGGGACUACUAAAAAGACCAGGAGGACAUGGGGGGACUGCAGUCUUGCAACUCCACUUAGAUCCCAUUGAGGAUAUACAAAUUCUUUUUAGUGGAGAGCUAAUCCUCAGAUUAGAACAUUCAGCCUUUUUAAAGAUAAGUAGAAUUAACAUGUCAAUGAUUUUCAGAACCUGUUUGUUGUAGGUACAGUUUUUGUUUCUAAUGUGGAUUUGGCUAGACUGAAUAAAAGAUUAACAAAGUUAGCAUUUAA
Molecule: messenger RNA, 8664 nt
Organism: Oryzias latipes (Japanese medaka)
Lineage: Eukaryota; Metazoa; Chordata; Actinopteri; Beloniformes; Adrianichthyidae
Product: transient receptor potential cation channel subfamily M member 1
Biological process (GO): monoatomic cation transmembrane transport; protein tetramerization; metal ion transport
Cellular component (GO): plasma membrane
Molecular function (GO): calcium channel activity
Source: RefSeq, a predicted model, not a curated record